This is a messenger RNA of Ziziphus jujuba (common jujube), 3741 nucleotides long. Its product is annotated as DEAD-box ATP-dependent RNA helicase 46. NCBI's taxonomy places the organism in Eukaryota, Viridiplantae, Streptophyta, Magnoliopsida, Rosales, Rhamnaceae. Gene Ontology annotation, cellular component: cytoplasm; nucleus; ribonucleoprotein complex. The record is from RefSeq and is a predicted model, not a curated record. Gene Ontology annotation, molecular function: protein binding; RNA binding; RNA helicase activity. The transcript is spliced from 8 exons. The coding region runs from base 194 to 3616 and encodes 1140 amino acids.
UUUCCUCCAAUUGUAGACUUCUCCUAGGAGUCGCGGAGGAAGGAGAGUUUUAGGGACUUUAUUGGUCCCCAUUUAUAGGGUUAGCAUUUGUUUUUAUUAUUUAUUAUUAUUAUUAUAUUUGUUUCCCUUCCCAUCGUUUGAUGAGCGAUUAUUGUUUAGGUUCUUCAUCCAGAUAAAUAGAUAAAAUUGGAGCAUGGCAACGGCGGAGCCAGCACCUUCAUCCCUUGGUCCCCGAUAUGCACCUGAUGAUCCCACUCUCCCAAAACCCUGGAAGGGUUUGAUUGAUGGAAGCACGGGUGUGUUAUACUACUGGAAUCCAGAAACUAAUGUCACUCAGUAUGAAAAACCGCCUACUUUGCCUCCACCAUUGCCUCCUGGGCCACCCCCCGCUGUUUCUACGCCGAAGCUUGCUCCAAUUCCUGUGGCUCAGCAUGGGCAGCAAAUUGCCCAAACUUCACAACAACAGCAGGCUCAGCAAGUGAGUCAGCAUGGACAUCUAAUACCACAACAGCAGAGUCCCCUUGUGGCACCUGUUACUCACCAGCAGGGUUCACAUAUGCCUCAUGCUGGGCAACAACAGAAUCCACAAUUGGCUCAGGCCAUGCAACAGCAGCAUGGACAGGUGGCAUUAACGCAGCAGCAAUUGAUGCAGCAUCCAGGUCAGCAAAUGCCGCAUAUGAUUCAACAAUUACCCCAGCAAUCAGGCCAGCAUGCUUUGCAGCAGCCAGGACAGCAAUUGCCCCAGCAAGCCAUCCAUCAAAUGCCCCACCAAAUUGGGCAACAAGCACCACAGAGUCAAGGUGCCCAAAUGACGCAACCACAAGCACAACAAUUUACACAUCAGCAGCUCCAGUAUAUGGCUUAUCAGCUGAGCAUGCUUCCUCAAGGACAACAAAGUUCACAGCAACAGACUCAGCAUAGUGCACAAGGGCAAACAUUUGCAAAUCAACAAGAGUAUAAAUCAGCGUUCCCUAAGAGGGAAGAAGAUGAUUUUCAGAACAGAAAUCAAAUUGGAUUUUCACCUUCCCACUUCCAACAAGCUGGCGUCUCAGCUGUUCAGAACCUUGCUGCUGGAACCAAUUCAGCUCAGAUGUCUCAGAUCAGUGUUCAUUCAGGUCAAACCCAGCAGUUUGGUGGCCCUUUACGCAAUAUGCAACAGCCUUCCUCCAUGGGUCAAAUGCAGCCAACUGGUUCUGAUUUGCACCAUCCACAGGGUCCUAGGUUCCAAAAUGAGAGGGAUCUAUCAGCGAUGCACAACCAGCAGUCUAACAUGCCACCUGUUGGAUUAAGGAUAGGACAGGAUAAUAAUUUGCAUAACCGAAGUGGAAAUGAAUAUUAUCAGCAGCCCAAGCUUGCUGCCAUUCCAAUGGCAAGAAGUCAGCAGGAUAUGCAAAUAAGUGGAAUUCCAUAUCCUAGUGCAGCAUCUGGUCAUGCCAAUGCAAUGAAUAGUGGUGCGGGCCAUACCAUGCAUAACAUGUACAAUCAUGGAACAGCUGGUCCACAAUUCACAAAUAAUGCUAUGACGAAGCCUCCUUAUAUUGGAGCUACUGAUGUUACUACUCUCUCACCUGCUGAAGUUUAUCGUCAGCAGAAUGAAGUGACUGCAACGGGUGACAAUGUUCCUGCACCAUUUGUGACAUUUGAGGCCACUGGUUUUCCUCCAGAGAUACUGAGAGAGAUUUAUUCUGCUGGCUUCUCGUCUCCCACACCAAUUCAGGCACAGACAUGGCCAAUUGCUCUUCAAAGUAGGGACAUUGUUGCAAUUGCUAAAACUGGUUCUGGAAAAACGUUGGGCUAUUUGAUCCCUGCCUUUAUUCUUCUUAGACAACGGCACAAUAAUCCUCAGAAUGGCCCAACAGUGUUGGUUUUAGCUCCAACCCGCGAGCUUGCCACACAAAUACAAGAUGAGGUCAUCAAAUUUGGCCGAUCAUCAAGGGUCUCUUGCACGUGCCUGUAUGGUGGAGCUCCUAAGGGUCCUCAGCUAAAAGAAUUAGACCGUGGAGCAGAUAUAGUUGUUGCAACUCCAGGUCGGCUUAAUGACAUACUAGAAAUGAAGAAGAUUGACUUUGGGCAAGUUUCACUUCUUGUGCUUGAUGAGGCAGAUCGAAUGCUUGAUAUGGGUUUUGAACCCCAAAUCCGUAAGAUUGUGAAUGAAAUACCUCCACGCAGACAAACUCUCAUGUAUACUGCAACCUGGCCCAAAGAAGUAAGAAAGAUAGCAGGUGAUCUUCUUGUUAAUCCUGUCCAAGUGAACAUUGGCAGUGUCGAUGAGCUUGCUGCAAACAAGGCUAUCACACAGUAUGUUGAAGUUGUCCUGCAAAUGGAAAAGCAGAGGCGCUUGGAGCAGAUCCUUAGAGCACAGGAGCGGGGUUCUAAGGUCAUCAUUUUUUGUUCCACUAAGAGAUUGUGCGAUCAGCUUACACGUAGUAUUGGUUGUAAUUUUGGUGCUGCUGCUAUUCAUGGAGACAAAUCUCAAGGUGAGAGAGACUGGGUUUUAAAUCAGUUCCGAAGUGGAAAGUCCCCAGUAUUAGUCGCGACUGAUGUUGCUGCCCGUGGGCUUGACAUCAAGGACAUAAGGGUCGUGAUUAACUAUGAUUUCCCUACUGGGGUUGAGGACUAUGUUCACAGAAUUGGGAGAACUGGGAGGGCUGGUGCAACUGGAGUAUCUUAUACCUUCUUCUCCGAGCAGGAUUGGAAAUAUGCAGCUGAUUUAAUAAAAGUUCUGGAAGGAGCAAACCAGUGUGUGCCCCCAGAGGUGCGUGAGAUUGCUAUGCGUGGUGGGCCUGGUUUUGGCAAAGAUAGGGGUGCGAUGAAUCGUUUUGAUUCUGGUAGUGGUGGUGGUCGUUGGGAUUCUGGCGGUCGCGGUGGCAUGAGGGAUGCUGGGUUUGGAGGCCGUGGUGGUAUGAGGGAUGGCAAUUUUGGUAGUCGCAGUGGCUCGAGGGACAUUGGUUUUGGUGGUCGUGGUGGUCCUAGAGAUGGUGCCAUAAGCAGCUAUGGUGGGAGGGGAGAUUUCUUUUCUGGGCGUGGUAACAGGGGACGUGGAUUUGGUGGCCCUGGGGGUGGUCAUGGGGGUUGGGGUAGAAAUGAACGUCCCCUGCAUGAUAGGUACAAUAACAUGGAUGUACGCGGAGGACGUGGGCGUGGACGGGGUCGAUUUGAUAAUAGAAGGGACAUGGGUGGUAGGAACAGCAGAGGCAGAAGCUAUAGCCGUAGCCCUGAAAGAGUUAGAACGUGGGGUUAUAGCAGAAGCCAAAGUCGAAGUUGGAGCCGCAGCCGCAGCCGCAGCCGUAGCCGCAGCCACUCCAGAAGGAGGAGCUGGACUAGGAGCCGGAGUAGGAGUCGUAGUCGGAGCUGGUCUCGUGGUCGUAGUCGCAGUCCAAGCCGCAGCCGCAGUCGCAGCCACAGUAAUGACAGAUGCAGGAGGCAACAGGAGCGCAGCUUGGAUCAAAAUGAUUCUACAAACCCAGAAGUCGAAGCUCCUGAGUCGGGGUUGUCGCCCAUGUCCCCAGGUACACAAGGCAAUGCAUUUCCAGCUGAAGUUGUGGGACAUGUACCAGUAGUUGAGAAUUCUGAGGCAGGCUCAGAGAACCCGGGCCAGCAAUCAACUACCGAAUAGGAGCGGCCCAACUUCAUUGGACAAAGGCUGAAAAAAAUUAUGUAACCUUUUUAAUUAAAUGAUAUUUUUAAUAAUUGUUAAUUAAUUUAUGUUAACAUUGUAUUAUUUAAAUUUAUUUUUUUUAA